UUCUCAGAGUUGCGCAUGCGUGGCGAGUGGGGAGCCGGGUGCCUGGUCUUCAAGCGGAGGGCGUGCAGCGGAGGAAGAUGGAGCGGGCGGCCUGCAGGGACCGGAAGGGAGCCCCCCGCCUUCUCGCCGCCCGCCCCUCCCCUCCGGCCUGUGGUGAAAAAUGGUCAGCAGCUCUAUGAAUGCCCAAUAUGUCAGCUCAUUUGCACAGAUUACCCAGUUUUACAGGAACACGUUGAACUCCAUUUGGAGGAAUGCAGCUUUUUAGAAGGAAGAAACUUGGGUGACUUGGAAUUGGCACAGCAGCUGCAGUACGAGGAAGACAGGCAAAGAAAAGAAGAAACAACAAGACAAGAAAGAGAAGAGUUUCAAAAGCUACAGAAACAAUAUGGUUUGGAUGGCUCUGGGGGAUACAAGCAGCAGUCACUAAAGAACAUGGAAAAGGAUGUAGCUUUGGGAAGAAUGCAACCAUCUGAAUAUCACGUGAAGAAAGUUGAUAUGAUGGAAUCUUUGGCUUUGGGCAUUGAUGAUGGAAAGACAAGGACUUCAGGAAUUAUUGAAGCAUUAUCCCAGUACUACCAGAAUGAAUGUAAAGACAUAAAACAUGUGUGGCUUUCCGCAGGAGUGGAUCACUUCCACUUUUGUUCUGGAGAUAAAGGCUGGGGUUGUGGUUACAGGAAUUUUCAAAUGUUGCUUUCUUCUCUCUUGAGAAACAGUGUCUAUAAAGACUGCUUAAAAGAGAACUCAUCCAUUCCUUGUAUUCCAAAAAUUCAGUCAUUGAUUGAAGAAGCCUGGAAGGAAGGUUUUGAUCCGCAAGGAGCUUCUCAUUUCAACAGCAGAUUACAUGGUACUAGGGCAUGGAUAGGAGCAUGUGAAAUUUAUUCCCUGUUAACUUCUCUAAGGCUAAAGUCUCAAAUCAUUGACUUUCACCAGCCAACUGGCCCUUCAGGAACACAUCCUCGUUUGCUUGAGUGGGUAUUGAAUUAUUAUUCUUCAGAAAAGGAGAACAAUGCAAAAGUAGUGUGUUCCUCCCGGCCACCUAUCUACCUCCAGCACCAAGGCCACAGUCGUACUAUUAUUGGAAUAGAAGAAAGGAAGAACAAGAGCUUGUGUCUACUAAUAUUUGAUCCUGGCUCCCCCUCACAAGAAAUGCAAAAACUCUUAAAAGGCAUUGAUGGGAACAAUCUCAGAUCGCUUCGAAGAUUUGUAGGAAGUUUAAAACAUAAACAGUAUCAAAUAGUAGCCGUAGAUGGCGUGCUGUCAUUGGAGGAGAAAACUGCUUGCAGGAAGGCUUCACAAGUUUUCACAGCUCAGAGGAUUCCUUGAAACCCCAAAGAAUCCCAUUGAAGAAAGUUGCAGAAGAGGUUUCUGGACUGUUUACAUAGGCUCUUGAGCAAUGUACAUGCAAUCUUUUUAAUCAUUUCAAAAUAAAUGUUGGGGGAAAACAAA
Messenger RNA from Anolis sagrei ordinatus, 1446 nucleotides. NCBI's taxonomy places the organism in Eukaryota, Metazoa, Chordata, Lepidosauria, Squamata, Anolidae. The record is from RefSeq and is a predicted model, not a curated record.